UUAGUUACCAUGAAUGUUAGCCACAAAGAACACAUGGAUUAAUUUUUGUGAUGAAGACGGCAAAGAAGAUAGAUCACCAGUGCUUUACCUAGAGUCUUUACCGUCGUGACAUUAACUGCAUAUAAUUAUUUAGUCGCGCUCUAGCGGACACCUAUGCACAUGACCUUUCGCCGCUUGUUGAUACAAACCACCGCAGAAGCCUUACGUUGUUACGCUAUUUUGUCCUCAACCUGUAAUAACGGUAAAUUCUUUUCGAUCAUCCAUCAAUCUUCGAUCGACUUGGAACAAUCGGUCGAUUACUAGCAGCUGUAAAAAGCGCAGCACAAGGCAAAUGUAUCACAGAAUGCGAUCUAUCUUCAUCUUACUGCAGAUUGCAGCCUUUUCAUCGACUGAUAAAGGGAAGGUUACGAGCAGUUCACUUUACGUUCAACCCAGAGUACUAAUAAUGAAUAAAAAAAUGGACAAAGAAAAGAUGUAUUUAACUGCAGUUGAUUUACAAAGGAGGCCGUCAAAAGAUAGAACUUGGAAGGACUGGACAUCACGGCCCGGGAAUGGAUCUAGAAGGUGGGAAAAGACACAGGAUACUAAUUUAAACCCACGCUUCGGGAUCUGCGCUGUCACUGAACAACAACCAAAUGCCUGGCUUUUUAGCAGCCUUAUUGCUGUACCAAAUUCAGUGAAAAAGGUUGAUGUUACCUUUGUAUACAAUACAAGGAGCUGUAAAGAACUUGGUGGAGAUAAGAUGAUCUGUAGGGAAUAUUUCGACUUCUACGUGCAUCAGUCCUGGAAUUCAAUGCUACCUGACCCUUCAAAAAACAAUGCCACUUAUGCAAAGAUUGCUGAAAUAACUACAACGAUCCUUGGCUUUGACAAGGUAGCAAAAACUUUUGGAGUCGAAGUAAAAGGAAAGUACAUCGUUCUGGCCUUUCAUAACCAUGGUUCAUGUAGCUCCAUCCACUCUGUCAGAGUCAGUUAUUACUUCUGUCCAGAAUUUACUCUUGUUGGUGGUUUAGUGUCCUUGUUAGAAUCUAUAGCCCCAGCAAACAACUCUAAGCCAAUUCAAGGUAGUUGUGUUAAAAAUGCCAACUCCGAGCAAGGUAUUCCAAGUGUUGACUGCCAAAGCGAUGGCUUUUGGAACAUCAGUUCACUUAAAGGGAGAUGUAUAUGUAACAAAAACAUGGAGAAUAGGAGAGGAGAAUGCAAAGAUUGUACCCUGUGGAAAUACAAUGAUGAGAGUGGCCUUAAUUGCACAGUUUUACCAUCAGCCCCAAGAAAUGCUAUCACGACUUUCGUCAACCAAAGUGCAUUAGGGUUACAAUGGCAGCCCCCUAAUGUAACUGGUGAUCAGACCCAGGUGUGGUAUGAUGUCGACUGCCGUAAGCCAUGUGACAGUGAUGACGACAAAAAUUGUGUGGAUAAAGCUUGCGGAGGUGACGUCAUUUUCAUACCAUCUAAGGAGAAACUGAGCACAUCUCAACUCAUCGUCGGUAACCUCUCUUCAUUUAUAAACUACACUUUCAAAAUCUACGCCAGGAAUAGAGUGAGCGAGGCUGCUAAAAGUAAAGAUGGAAAUGAAGGAUUCUUUGAGAAAAUUACCGUAAGGACUAAUGGAUCAGUUCCAGGUAUACCGGAAGUGUCCAUCAAACAACCGAAAACAACUGUCGUUGUAUCUUGGACACUGAAGAAAAAAAAUGGAGUUAUUAAAGAGUACGAAGUGACGUACAUUAAUGCGAAUGAUACAUCAGACACCAUGAGUCGUCAGACGAAAACAACAGAAAUGCAGUUUGAUUUGAAGGAAGGAAAGACUUACCAAUUUAAGGUAUUUGCUAUAAACGACCACGGAAGGGGACCAGCUGGUACGAAGACGUUUACUUUGAGAAACGAUAACUCGAAGAAAUUACAGCUUAUUGCUUACAGUGCUGGAGGAGCAGGAGCACUGCUGCUUAUUAUUCUGAUAGUGGUCAUUAUUGUCUGCUUUGUAUCUCGUAGAAGGAGAAGUAAAAAGAGUGCAGAGCAAGCUUAUAUGGAAGCCCUUCAGCAAGGAAGCGAACUUCAAACCACGAAUCCCCGAGACCAGAGAUCCUAUAUCGACCCUAACGACUAUAUCGACUUGCAAGAACUUCUGAUAUCAUUCGCGACUGAACGAAAAAGAAAUGACAUCAAACUCGAAGGAGUUAUCGGAACAGGGGAGUUUGCGGAUGUCUACAAAGGAACAUUAAAAUCACGUGAAGGCAAAGGGGUGGUUGCUGUCAAAGUCUUGAGGCCUGGUUCCAGUGAGAAAAAUCAAAAAGAUUUUCUUUCCGAGGCGUCCCUUAUGGGCCAGUUUGAUCAUCCAAAUGUUAUCCGCCUCAUUGGAGUGGUGACACAAAGUAGACCAAUGAUGAUUCUAACAGAAUUCCUGGAAAGUGGAUCAUUGGACCACUUUUUAAAGGACCGAAAUGGUCAGCUGACGAGCCUUCAGUUGGUUGGAAUGGCCAGAGGUGUGGCUCACGGAAUGAAGUACCUGUCAGAAUUAAACUUCAUUCAUCGGGAUCUAGCUGCUCGCAAUAUUCUUGUGGGUGAAAACAUGUUGUGUAAAGUAUCAGAUUUUGGCCUUUCAAGAGAACUGGCUGACGACGAUGAAGCGCAAGCUGAAUACACGACACAAGGGGGCAAGAUUCCAGUUCGUUGGACAGCCCCAGAGGCACUUCAGCAUCGGACCUUCAGUUCAGCCAGUGAUGUUUGGAGCUUCGGCAUCUUAAUGUGGGAGAUCAUGUCAUACUGUGACAGACCUUACUGGAAUUGGGACAAUUUCGAUGUUAUCAAGCGAGUGGAAACUGGAUACAGAUUACCAGCUCCACAGGGAUGUCCGAAAAUCGUCCAUAAUUUAAUGAUGGAAUGCUGGCAUAAAGAUAAAACCCAACGGCCCAAUUUUUCUGAAAUUGUCAAUCGCCUGGAUGAACUUAUUCGAUCCCCGGAAUUUCUAAGUGGUGAUUCAUCCUCUUUCUCAGAGAGUCCUAAAGCAAGCCAUACCCCAGAAUUCCAGUCGGUGGACGAAUGGCUAAAACACAUCAACAUGGAUAAGUAUUCUGAAUUAUUCCGAGAAGCAAGAAUUAAUGAUAUGAACAAAGUCACUGAACUGAAUGACAAACAACUGAGAGGAAUGGGUAUCAGCUUGAUUGGGCAUCGAAAUAAAAUGCAAAAGAGUAUCAAUGCUAUGAAAUCACAACGUUAUAAGAAGGGCAUGGAUACAGAUUAGAUGCCCUGAUGAAAUCAAGAAAAUGCAAUUUCGGGAACGUUUUCUGCUUGUAACUGAGCUGGUGAUCAGUAAGCAGGAGGAAAUUACUACACUAUCACGAACGAAUGUUGUCAUAUAUCUAAUCUUGUAAUGGACAGUGCCAGGUUGUUCAAAGGUGGGUUAAGAUAACCAAGGAUUAGUGUGAAAAUUGAUUUCAGAUCUGAAAGCUUAAAAA
This is a messenger RNA of Stylophora pistillata, 3452 nucleotides long. Its product is annotated as ephrin type-A receptor 4. Gene Ontology annotation, cellular component: plasma membrane. NCBI's taxonomy places the organism in Eukaryota, Metazoa, Cnidaria, Anthozoa, Scleractinia, Pocilloporidae. Gene Ontology annotation, biological process: cell surface receptor protein tyrosine kinase signaling pathway; protein phosphorylation. Gene Ontology annotation, molecular function: ATP binding; protein binding; ephrin receptor activity. The record is from RefSeq and is a predicted model, not a curated record.